UAGAAUCAAUUCUGUGUAUUGGUUCCAAUGCAGAAGAGCAGCAAGCACUAGGUAAUAGGGGUUAAGUGAUUUGCUCAGGGUCACCCAACUAGGAAAUUUCUGCAGUCACAUUUGAACCCAGAACUUCUUGCCUCUAGGCUCUUGGUCCCCUGAGUCACCUAGCUGUCUCCCCCUCACCCAAUUUAGUCUUUCUGUCUAUCCUCUCCAUCAUAUAUGGGCCAGUCUGAACCAUGGUAUGCCAGUUCCUUUCCCUAUAUAUGACUUUUAUAAAAACCCUAGAAAGAGUGCUGGAAGGAAGUCACUUCCAGAUCAAUCCACUUGUUCCUCACCAACUCAGGAUGGUAGGAGCAUCUUCAUAGAGUCUGCUAUGUACAUGGUACCAAAUACCACCUACCUACCUGCACCCUCUUCUUUUUGUACUCUGCUUGAGGAAAAUCUAGCCAUGAUUCAUGGCAUUUAUUAGCUAGCUGAGGGUCAAGAUAUCUGUAGAGAUGGCUACAACGCCAAACAUUACACGACAUGUGAAUUAUAGAGCUACAAAACACCAUGCCAUGUAAGGGUGGGAGGGGGAAGGUCAUUUCUGGUUGAAGGAAAUCGGAGAAGACAAUGAACAAGGGGGUCAAUUAUGUCACAAGAAUAGGUAGGACUUCAACCAGCAAAGAAGGGGUUUUAAGCCUAAGAACAGGGUGAGCAGAGCCUUGAAGUUGUAAGAACUCCACCUAUUGGGUAAGAAGGAGAAACCUGUAGAGGGAAGUUAUUGUGUUCAUUUCAAAGUGGACCAAUGGCAUCCGAGAGAAAUGCCUUUCUUGACUUGAUUGCCCGUCCAUUGGAUUUAAGGGAGGCAGAGUGGCACACGAUCAUCAGCCUCACUCUCUUCCAGAGUUAUCCAAGUCCAGCAGCAAGACAAAAGCCAGGAUGGCCCAGGAUGUCCAUCUUUGAUGUCCAACCAAACUCUAAGUACUCUGUGAAAUUUAGAUUACUCCACCCUACUUAGAUCUUACUUUAUGGAGAAGAUAAAAUUGUAAUCUCCUGAUUGAACAAUGAAGUUCUUCCUCUGGAGUAAAAUGGACUCUUAAUUCUGCCUUCUCCUGACCAUCUCAAUUCUGUUGCUGCCUGGAUGUCAGCAUAAUAGAAUGUCAAACUAAAUAAGGAUGGGGCAGAUACUUCAUGCAUAAUACACCAAGAAGCGCGUUGCUUGAUUCUCCAAAAUGUAUUCUGCUAACCCAGCCGAUUGGGUCACAUUUGAAGAUGAGCCACUUUCUCAGUCCUCUCAAAAAUCAAAGAAUUUUCCACCGGAGAAUCACAGCAUCUGUAAACCAAAUGGACUUAAGCUGAAUCUCCCCGGCCUCAAGGAAUCCUAUGCUUCUUCCUCUACAAGUGGGACCCCUCUUUCUUCUCCCAUCGUAGACUUGUACCUAAGCCCAGGCCCCCCGAGUAACUCUCCCCUUUCCACACCUACCAAAGACUACCCAGGCUUUCCUUAUAUUCCCAAAGCAGAGGGGAUUCACGCACUUUAUCCUAUUCCUGAAUGGCCAUCCAACAGCCCACUCCCAAGCCCAGGGCCAGAUUCUUCAUUGCUCCCUUCUAAACCCAGCUCUCCUGCCCAAUCCUCUGCACCCAGUGAUCCUUUGUGUAAGCUUCCCGAUGCCAAAGCUGGGCAUCUGAAUGAAAGGAACCCUCACCCUCACCCUCACCAGCCUGAAAUCUCGGGCCGUCAACGGGACUUUCCGCAGUUCCAGUAUUUUCAGGAAGACUGUGCUUUUUCAAGUCCAUUUUGGAAAGAAGAGUCUUCACCUAGCACCAGGUCUAGCAGAAGGAUGGCUCCUCCUGAACAGAAAAGUCUCAAUCAAUGUUCAUUCAACUAUGUCUGUGAAAGACUGGAACACCUGCAAGCUGCGGCUGAUGCUACAGACUCAAUCGGAAGCCUGUCCAUGCAGUGUCUGUACACUGGAGACAGCAGCCCUUCCUUCGUCCCCCAGACGUUAUUCAGAAGUCAGCAGAAAGUGGGCUGGUCCUUCAUGCUUAGAAUCCCGGAGAAGAAAAACAUGAUGUCUUCUAGGCAGUGGGGUCCAAUUUUCCUGAAAGUGCUGCCGGGGGGCAUUUUGCAAAUGUACUAUGAGAAAGGGCUAGAGAAACCCUUUAAAGAGCUUCAGCUGGACCCUUACUGCAGACUCUCUGAACCCAAAGUAGAGAACUUUAGCAUGGCAGGAAAAAUCCACACUGUGAAGAUUGAGCAUGUGACUUACACAGAGAAAAGGAAGUAUCAUUCUAAGACGGAAGUGAUCCACGAGCCGGAAGUGGAGCAGAUGUUAAAGUUGGGGACCACAGACUACCAGGAUUUCCUUGAGUUUUUUACUGUUAUCGAUGAGGAACUGAUGAAACUCCCUCCUCUCUCCAAACAAAAAAGAAAUUAUGAAGAACAAGAAAUUUCCCUGGAAAUCGUGGACAACUUCUGGGGAAAGGUCACAAAAGAAGGAAGGCUAGUUGAAAGUGCUGUCAUUACCCAUAUCUACUGCCUCUGCUUUGUAAACGCAAACACAGAAUGCUUUUUGGCUUUAAAUGACCUUGAGCUACAGAAGAAAGAUGAGCGCUAUUUUGAGCGAGAUUCUGAAAAGAAAGGCAUUGAAAUUCUCGAGUAUCAUUUUCACAAGUGUGUGAAAGCACCAGAGUUUGAGCAGUCGAGGAUCAUUAAGUUUUCACCAUUAGAUGCUUGUCGAUUUGAGCUGAUGCGUUUUAAGACAUCGUAUGAUGGGGAGGACCUUCCAUUUUUGGUGAAGUCUGCUGUGGUUGUCCAGGGUGCGUAUGUUGAGCUCCAGGCUUUUGUCAACAUGACCUCAUCUGCUCUGGCCCCAACGCUUUCUAGUCCUUUGAGAUUCUGUGAUCAUAUAAUGAUACAUUUCCCAGUCCCAGCCCAGUGGAUCAAAGCACUUUGGACCAUGAACCUCCAGAGGCAGAAGUCCCUGAAGGCCAAAAUGAACCGUCGGGCUUGCCUUGGUUCUUUACAUGAACCAGAAUCGGAACCCGUCAUCCAGGUCACAGUGGGAACGGCAAAAUACGAGAGCGCCUACCGGGCGAUCGUGUGGAAGAUAGAUCGGUUGCCAGAUAAAAACUCAAGUCCUGAUCAUCCCCAUAGUUUGUCAUACAAACUUGAACUUGGAUCAGACCAAGAAAUACCUUCUGAUUGGUACCCAUUUGCUACGGUUCAGUUUGUCAUGCUUCACAGUUAUGCUUCAAAGACAGAAAUGAAGUCUAUGGGCAUCGAGAGUGAUGUCCAGCCCCAGAAACACGUUGUUCAGAAAGCUUGCUAUAACUGCCAGGUUGAAAUAGAAAAAAAAUGGAUUAAAAUUGACGGAGAAGACCCAGAUAAAGCUGGAAACUGCAUAACCCAGUAGAGGAAAUAAGACUUGACAAUGGAUAAGAGUGACCCAUUCUUCAGAUAAUGCAAUUCAGAGAGAAUAACAAUAAUAGCAAGUUCCAAAUGACUUAACUGUUGGAUUGGAAUUGAUAAUGAACCUCUGAUUUCAUUGAUAAAAAGAACUCCCAGAUGAGAGAAUUUUCUCAGUUAAUGCAAGUCUCCAACUACAAUUACAUAGUGGGGGAAAAAGUUCCACUGUGAACACUGAUGUGAUUCGCAGCAUGGGAAAGAGGAAGAAGUGCCAUAUUUUGUGUUUGGAGAAGCAAAACAUCUGAAAUCCAUCAUAGUCGAGAGAGCCAUCUUCAAGAGAGCCAAGCUCUCAGUGUUUUGAUCUAAAACUAUUCCCCUUUGUGCAAGGCUUUUGCUUCUCCUUGAAACUUAAUAGUGUUGCUCAAGGUAAUUGAUGUGACUUAGACAGCAAAUGACCUGAAAUAGCUGUUCCUUGAAGGUAUUCAGUAUCUGACAGCUUUAGGAGGAUCUGAAACAUUUGCUUCUCCUUUGGCCCCACUAUCGACCUUAUUUUCCUAUUGCCACCUUUAUUAGGGAAUAGGGCGAUGAACUCUAAACCAAUCAAUUUAGCUUCUUGCUAACAGCAUUGGAAAAGGGUUUUGAGUGAGAGAACAUUGAAACCAAAAUGGAAGUUUGGGGUAGAUAUUUGGCAAGAGCACUUUGACCAGCUUCAUUACCUGCUAGUCUUAUGAUGGUUGGCCAGUCCCUUCAAUCCCUUUGGGUUUCAGUUUUAAUUUCUAUAAAUUGAGGAUCAUAAUAUCUGGACUUUCUACCACACUGGAGAGGAUUCGUCAUCUAAUCCAACACUCCCAUUUUACAGAUAAAAAACUAAAGCCCAGAGACAUUACAUGACAUCACACAGGUCACACAGGUAAUAAGGAGUAGAGCUGGUAUUUGAACUCAGGUCCUCUGACUCCAUAUCUGCUGUAGUUCACUAUUUGGAAAGGACUCUAACAAAGUAUGGCAGGAUUAUGGAUUUAAAUGACCUAUGUCUUCCCUGGCUUGGUCUUAAGCAGAAUGGAGAACUGAGAAUUGACUAUAUUUAGAAAAUGUUUUUCUGCAAUUUCUAAUUAUCGUAUCUUUUAGUAUUUACCCCACUUCAGGACUUGUAUGGCUUCUGAUAUGUGCUGCAAAUGUUUAUGAAAUACCUAAGAAGUCAUUCAUGUGGAUAAAUAUUUUAUUUUGGUAACUCAGAAAGAUAAAUGAACUUUUUUUGAAAGACUAUUUUUUUCCAAAAUGGAAUCAUAAUAUUAUAUUCAUUUUACUUUGGGGCUUUGAUAACCCUGAAAUCUUUCUUUGGACAGUAGUUAAAAUAUGCAGGAGAUUUUAAAUUAUCAUUUAAAAAUAUACAUGACUCUUCUUCUUUUAAAUUUGAAAUACUAAGAAUAUGGAAAAAGGAUCAGCCUAAAUUAUUUUUUCAAAACCCUGAGAUAAGCCUCAAGUGAAGAAUAAUCCAAAUCACAUGACCAAAAGAACGUAAUAUUUUUCUUCCCUGGGGACGCUAACCAUAAGGGAAGUCAAUGUGAAAUUAUGAGAUUAUUCUGAACUGGAUACAUAAGGUAUUGCGUGUCAAUGAUUCUAAAAUGAUCCUAAAAAUACUAGGUAAAUGAUUAUAAUCUUUGGGUAGCUAAUGAAACCCCCACAGUACUGGCAGAUUUUAUUCUGCUUCUAAUUUUAUACUCUCCCCUUGUCCCCACCACUACAUCAAAGGAAGUCUCUCAGAGAGAUUACCCUUCACUUAGUGUUCAGUCUUAACUAUUAUUAAAAGCUAUUUGUCAUUAUCUACUAAAGUCACCUACUGAAGCAAUAAGCAGUCUAACAUUUUUCCAGACAACAUUUAUCUGUUUGACUUAAAGUUACUUCUGUAGAUUUUAUUUAAUAUUGUAUAGCAUUCAUUUUAAUCUAUUUGCUCAAUAAACCAUUUUCCCCCUUUUAAAAAAUUAAUUUUCCCCCCUUUUUCAUUUCUUGCUGAGCUGCAGAAGUAAGCAGCUUUUAUUGCUACUCUCUUAUAUCAUAUAGAUAAAGAAAUAUAAAAUAGUUGAAUGAUGAACUACAUUUGUAUUAGUAUUUUUAAAACCGUACUUGAUUUGAUACUUAUUUGUGAUUCUGUGACCUUACCUGUGUGGCUACUUCCCUCCAUACGUGAAGAUCAAAAUCUAUUCAUUCCCUCCCAUGCCCUGUGGUUUUUCUAUGCCUUCUAUAGACUUCCUUUAUAGUCACUGCCCAACAGGCCAGAGGCUUUUCUCCGACUCAUUGGAUUCAAACAUCUAAUGCUUAAAAUUCAUCUUGGAUAAAAUGGAGGGUGAGCCGUUAUGUGUUUACAGCUUCCCUUUUACUCAUCUUCCCUUCUUCCAUUUUCUUCCUGGUCUUUCCUCCAUCCAUUUCCUUUUCAUCUGGUGUGUCCUGGAGGAAGCAGUACCAAGGUAGGCUAGGUCCUCUGAAUCUGUAAGAUAAUUCUAAGGAAUAUCGCUGAAAUAAUGACUGCCAUUUUUUAAGGGCCUGUUUUAUGCCCACAAAGAACUCAGAUCUUGAUUCAAAUGAAUUGAAUGAAUAUUUAAACUUGGAAAUAAAUUCAGCUAAUGACUCAAUUAAUUGCCCCUCCCAGCUCCACCAGUUGGCCAUUAUCUUUGGGUAUCCCACUGUCAGAGUUCUUUUCUCACAAUAACAGCCUGCUUCUUUGGAGAAUCUUGAGAUUCAGUGUAUGGAAUAUAACAAAAAGUGAAGCAAAAAAACAGUCGGAGAGCCUGUGGGAAGGCAAAGGUUGAUGGCAUUAACAGCGGUAUGCCAGGGCAUAAUUGUUAAUUUACACAUUUGCGAGGAUCCUUAAAUAUUCAUUACUGAGUGUUAAAUUAACAUUCAGUGAUCGAGAAUGGGCUUCUUAAUAAAAUUCUUCUGACCUUCGAAAUGGCAGGAGGUCAGAUGUGACAAAGGAACUCAAGCAAGAUGCCAGGAAGAGUCAAUUAGAUUUACAAAUUAGAAGUAAAAUGGUAUCUCCUGGGGACUAGCAGGUAAGAGGUAAUUUGCAAAGAAACCUGAUUGAGGGGAGGGGUGUUAGUGGCAGACUUUGAAGGGUGCUUCUCUAUCAGGUGUGAUCUAGAUAAGAGCCCCCCAAGAUCUGGCAAUUGCACUACCUACUAGACUAUUUUUAGCCUUAAAAUCAAAAGGCUAGGUGGCCCAGUGGAUUGAGAGCCUAGAUGUAGGGAGUUCUGGGUUCAAAUAUGACCCUGGACAAGUCACUUAACUCCCACUGCCUUUUAAGCCCCAGUGCUUUCUAAGAUGGAAGAGAAAGGGUUUUUAAAAGUGUAUUCAGUUAUUCAGAUGUCCAAAUGACGGUUUUGAACCGUUGACUAGAUGGCAAAGUGUAUUCAUACAAAUGGUUCUUUGAACUGCUGUCCUAGCAUGUUGAGAUGCUGGGCAGCAUUUCCUUGGAGCCAUCUAGAAAAGAGAGGCAUGGGUUACCCAUGUGCAAGGUAUAUGCCCUGCAGGGAAUUCUGCCUUGGAGGGGGGUAGUCAUCCUAUUUGGGGUAUAGGAUACAGUUUCUAGUAAGAGGAAGCUGUGGGUGAUUUCGAAACUGUGUGUGAGCAGUUUCAUCCCCAGCGGGAUCCUUGGGGAUAUUGGGCAAUACUGUGUCUUAAUCUUUGUGAGUGAAAAUUCUUGUUUUCUUGGGGUUCAGUCAGUGUCAUCAGAUUAGAUUGGGUGUUUGUCAUUCCCUUGAGAGACUGGGCUCUGGGAGAUCAAUCUUAUCCAGUGGGGAAAUACCAGUGAUGAGAGAAAAAAAGACAGAUAGAAAGGUAAAGAGAUGAGAGGAACAGCAGACAGACAGACAGACAGACACAACAGAGACAAAGGCAGAGAGAGAGAGAGUUCUCUGGUGUGGUAACUCUCCUUUGGACAGCUAGAAAAGAUGAGAAAAUCAGAUUGACUCCAGGAGUGAACAUAUUGCUUGGUGAUGAUGAGCCUGAAAAUAGUCAAACUGAUUAAUUGUAAUAUCUGGAUUUAGUUUAGUGACUUGAGAAUUUUCCCUCUUUGUGUAGGAAUGAAAACUCUUCAUCCCUGAAAAAAGAAAUGUAGCACCAGUGGUUUUCAUCUUGCUUUCUUUUACAGCUCAUGUUGAUCUAAUAAAAAUGUUCAAUCAUUCUCCCCUUCUCUGUUCUUACUGAAUUAAUUUUUUCCCCCGGAGGGCUAGUAGUCUUAGUCUGUUUCUAUACAAUUUGGUUCAUUUGGAUAUGAGCUGGAAAAAUCUAAUUCUCGGAUACAUGGCUAGACCUAGUCUUGUGAGCUCUCUAUUUCCUAGGAUGGCUCUGUGGCUGAGUUCAGAAUGUUUGCUGAUAUAAAGGUAGCCUCAUGAUUUGGAUAAGAUACAACUCUUCCAAGUGGUGAACACCUUGGCUGGAGAAUUCUUCUUAAGGAAGCAAUACAAAUUGGCAUCAAUUAAUUAGAAUGAACAAAUAGAACAAAAAGAGACUCUGUAAAGGAAAGAUGGCUUGGGGUCCUGGGGAGAGUGGAGUUGAAGCCCAUUGAGAUCAUAAAACUCAGAGCUGGAAGCUUAAGAAGAUGAGGUCCCCCAGCCCUCUCCUUUUACAGAUGAGGAACCUGAGGUGGGGGGGGGGGGAAGUCACCGGUUUGAGGUAACAAUUCAUAAGUGCUAACUUGCUGAUAUUUAGCAGAUGCUUCAUGGGGAACCAUGUGCACAUUAAUGUGCAUGGAAAAGUCAAAUCACAGUUUAGUUCCCAACCGCCUCCUUACGCCGUUCCCAUAGAUUAUAUUACUGAACACUCAUUCCAGUGACGGCUGGUAUUUGCCCCAGACUGAUUGCUCCAGAUGUCUCAGCUCAGUUUAGACGAGUUGACCAAUUAUUCAAACAGGGUCAAUUUUGUUUUGCAAAAUAUUUGUUUUGCAAAAGUUUUCUUUUCUGGUCAACAGCUGUAAUCAGCCUGUUCCCAAAGUUAAAACUGUUGAGUUGCUAUUUGACAAUUUAUGCAUAACAGUGAUUAAAGAAUGUGCUUUGCUCAGAAUAUCAUUUUAUGCAACCCUUCUGGGGCUCCUCAAACUUUCACUCAAAAGCCUAUUCCCCAAAAGAUGGGGUCCUCUCCUCUUGGAGUUCUAGGGCAAACUCUGAAGAGCUGGGGUUUCUAUAAUGGCCACUGAAGAACCCUUACUGGUAUGCUUUGCCAUUAACUAUCAGCCAGUUGCCUCAAUUAGUUUUAGCAAAGGUAUUUAUUAAGGUAAUGUGUAUUGGCUCCAAGGCAGAAGAGUGGUCACUGGGCAAGUCACUUAACUUUGUCUCAGUUUCCUCAACUGUAAAAUGAGUGGGAGAAGGACACAGUUCCUUCCUUCAUAGGACCCUCGUGGAGUUUUCUUUAGGUAGAACUCUCUACUGCAAGGAAGGAAGAAAACAUGCAUUUAUUAAAUGCCUCCUGUGUGCCUUACAAAUAAUAUCUCAUUCGAGAUAAAACAAUCCUAGGUAGUAAGUGCUAUUAUGAUGCCUCUUUUAUAGUUGGGAUUGAGGUUAAGUGACUUGUCAGGGGGAAGCAUCUGAGGCAGAAUUUGAACUCGGAUCUUCCUGACUCCAGGACUACCAUUUUAUUCACCGUACCAUCUCACUGCUUGUAGGGCUCCCAAGGACCUGUGCCUCUCCUGGGCAGCUGGCACUUAUCUCUGCAUUAAGAGGUCUCCCUCUGAAGAGUUGCUAUUUUCAGGUAACUCUCCACAGCCACUAGCAGGCACUUCUUCCAUUCUUAGCCACUGUUGUCUCCUGGGCUAAUGGUACCACCUCCAGUCACCUGGGGAGCAUAGCGGGGUGCAGGUUCCUCUCAUGGGCUUGGCUGCAUCCCCUUCUCCAGACCAGCUGCUGGAAUGCACAAUUCUAAACUGUCUUGCUCUUUUGUCCAUAGACCUAGACAUGUAUCUGAUUCUUUUGACCAAUCAUUAGAUAUUUCCUAUGCAGCAGCAUCAUCUAUUUUUAUGCAAGGAUGAAAACAUUGUAUUCCUACUUUUGAUUAAUUGAGUUAAUUAGGCUGUUUGGGUCUUGUGUGAUUACAGUAAGUGGGGUUGGGGUGGAAAUAACUUUAUACUUAUAACAAAAUAUUUUAUAAAUUAUAUAUUGACUUAAAAAAAGAAUUAAAGAUGUAUUUCAAAUGAC
Molecule: messenger RNA, 9567 nt
Organism: Monodelphis domestica (gray short-tailed opossum)
Lineage: Eukaryota; Metazoa; Chordata; Mammalia; Didelphimorphia; Didelphidae
Source: RefSeq, a predicted model, not a curated record